AUGAAUGACAACAACGAAAAAUCAAAUUUUAUUAUUUCGAAUGAUAAUGAAAAUCUUCAUAAAGAAAAAUAUAAAAGUGAAAGUGAAUCUACUUUCGUAUUUGAAAAAAAUAAACAAAAAAAGAAUAUGUAUGAUGAUUAUGAAAAAAAUAAAUAUUCCAAUUAUUCAAAUUUUAAAAAUUAUGUAAAUAGAAAUAUUACAACAAAGGAUAGUACACUUAAUAAUAGAUCAAAUAUAUGUGUAAAUGUAAAUCAAAAUGCAUAUAAAAAAUACUUACAUGGUGAAAUAAAUAAGAAAAAUGUUAGAAAUGAAAGUUUAAAAAAUAGUUAUAUGAAGUCAAAUUUUUAUAAUUAUAAUAAUUUAAUGAAAAACACAAAAAAAGUAAAUCAAAAUGCUUAUUCUGAAGAUCAAAAAAUUAAAAAAAAAAAAAGAAAAAGAAAUAAUAACAAUAGUAAUAAUAAUAAUAGCAGUAAUAAUAAUAAUAAUAAUAACGAUGAUCAUAUUAUAAAUAACUACAAUAAUAAUAAUAUUACAAAUAGUAAUAACAGUAAUAAUAAUAAUAAUAAUAAUCAUAACAAUUUUAAUAACAAUGACAAUAUUAAUAGUAAUUUUAAUAAUACUAACAUGAGUAACGAAAAUUAUAUAAAUUCGAAUUAUAAUUUUAAUAGUUAUAGCAAAAAAGAAAAUUAUAGUAAUAAGGGAAGUAGAAAUAUCAACAACCUACAAAAAAAUGAUACAAAAAAUAUGAACAAAAAUAAGAAAAAUAGGAAGAACAUUAUAGAAAAUAAAACAAAUGAAUCCAAUUUUAAUUUAUCUAAUUCAAUAAAAGAUAAUGAUAAUUUUUAUAAUAUAAACAAAAAUAUCAAUAAUACUAAGAACAAUUUUUUUUCUAACGAAGAUAAUAAUUGUAACAAAUCAAACCAAAAUAACAAAAACAAUAAAUAUACAUAUAAUAAUAACUUAACUUAUAAAAAGAAAUUUAAUAAAAUAACUCUUUCAAAUAAGAGUAAUGUUGAAAAUUCUACUAGUGUAAAAAAUAGUAGGUUUCCACAUUUAAUUUUUAUGAAAAAUUCUAAAAACACAGAAGAAGAAAUGAUAGAAACAAAAAAUAGAAAUAAGGAAUAUAAAAAAUUUGAAAUUAAGAAUAUGCCUGUAAAUAAAAUUGUUUCGGAUAAUUGUGAAAAUAAAAAAAAUAAUUUAAGUAAUAUUUAUAAUUAUAAUAUAAUGACAUCAAACGACAACGAUAAUGAUAAUAAUAAUAAUAAUAAUAAUAAUAAUAAUAAUAAUAAUUACACUUUUAGUAGCGAGAAAAAUUGUUUAAAUGAAACGAAUAACUAUUAUGGUAAUAAUAAUAAAAAUAAAGAAAUUUCAAGUAAUAACAAACUUAAUAAUAAUUUUAAUAUAAAUAUUCACAAGAAGAAUAUAUUGAAUAGAAACAUCAAAAAAGUAUUUUGUGAAAAUAAUAUAAAAGGUAGUAAGAUGUAUAAUGAUGAUAUGGAAGUUAAUAACAAUAAUAGUUUCAGUAGAAAUAAAAGUGAUGCAAUUAAUAAUUUGAAAAUUGUGAAUAAUACUAAUAUUAAUAAUGAUAAUAAUAACAGUAAUGAUUUGGUGGCAAAUUUAAACAAUUUUUCUUAUAGAGAUAAUAAUUCAGAUUCAUUUAAAGAUGAAACAUUAUAUACUGAAAAUAAUAAUUCAAAUAUCAUAAAAAUGUUAUCUAAAUAUUUAAACAAUAUAAACAGUAAGGGUGUAAAUGAUUUGAGUAUGAUGCAUAAUGAGAUAUUCGCAAAUAAAAAUUAUGAAACAUUAAGAAACAUUCUUAAUACCAGGAAGAAUUCUGAUAAUUCAUCUAAAAUGAAUUAUCUUUCUAAUGAAUAUUCUAAGGAAAAUCAAAAAGAAAAUAAUAUCAUAAGUAAAGAAUGUUUUAAUCAGGGUUUUAAAAUUAAUAAUAAGCAAUUUAUGGAGAAUAGUAAUACGCGAACUGCUAAUAAUUUCAAUAUUUGUAUUGAUAAAAAUGAAUAUUCAAAUAAUAUGAAUUAUAAUUUAGGUAACAAAAGAAAUAUGAAUAUUUUAGAAGAACAAACUAUUUUCAACAAUAACCACAAUAUAUGUAAAGAUACUAAUGAAAAUAACAUGAUCAUAAAUACUAAGCGAAAUUUAGAAAAGGUUGAAAACAAGAUAAUAAAUAGAUCACAUAAUUCUCAUUAUAAUACAAUAGAUAAAAAUAUACCAAUAAAUAAAAUGAGUAAUAUUUGUAAGUUUAAAGAAAACAUAUGUGAAGAAAAUAAUAAGAAAAAUAAAACUGAAAAUAAAACGAAGAGUGAAAUAUGUAGUUAUUCUAAAAAAAGUGAAGAAAUAAAAGAAAAAUGGAGUAAAAUAAUUCUAAAAUGUAAAAACAUGAACAUAUUAAAUAACUUCAAUAAAAUAGACACAAUAAAAGAUAGUAUACAUAUUGUUGAUAUUUUUAAAAUAUCUCUGUUUAAUGACGCUAGUUAUUAUCUUCGUAAAAAUAUUUUCUAUAACAAUUAUAAAAAUAUAUCAAUACAUAACAAAAAAUUUUUAUUUUUAGAAAAUAUGUUUAAAUUUAAUAAAAUAAAAGAUAAAAGUGAACUAACUGUAGAAGAAUUACCAAUAAAUUUUAAGAAUUUUUUGUAUUUUUUUAAUAAUUUUUAUCAAAUUACAGAGAAUUAUAGAAAUAAAAUAUGUUUUUUUCUCUUAUAUAAAAUUAUAAUUAUGAACGAAGAUGAUGAAGAAUAUGGAAACUAUUAUAAUUUAACUUUAAAAAUAUUAAAUAAAAAUACGCUUAUUCUUUUUUUGUUUUUGUUAAUUAAUCUAAUGAAAAAUUAUUCCUUAAAGAAGACUUAUUUCGUAAACUUAAUAGAAAGGUUAUUACCAAUUAUAACAAAAAAUGAAAAAACAACAAAAAAAAAUAAAAAUAAAACAUUUUUUAAUAUUUUAUAUUUUAAAUUAUUUCGCAUAAUUUUUGACAAAAUUGAAAGUUUUCAAAAUCACAAAAAGCAUUUGUUAUUGUUAUUUUUAAGAUAUAUAAAAAAUUUCUUAUUAAAUAUAUGCUCUUCAUUUUUAAUUACACAAUAUAUAUUUAUUAAAUGUAUUGAUUUAAUGAAUAAAUAUAAUAACCAAAAAUAUAUUUUAAUUAAAACUUUAUCAAUGGAAAUAUUCUUGCAGCUGUGGAAUAAUGAAUCCCUAAAGUUAUAUAUUUUAAAAAUAGGUAAACCAUUAAUUCGUUUUUUAAUUUUUAUAAGCAAUAUUGAAUAUAUAAAUAAGAAUAUUUUAUCAUUUAUUUUAUCUCCAAUUGAAAAUUCUAAUCAGUUGGAGAUUAAAAGAAAUUUAUCCAAUUAUUUCUACAAUAAUAAAUUUUAUAUACUAAAAAGAAAAAAACUAAAACAUUACUUAAGGAAGUUUAAAGAAAGAAAUAAAUAUUCUCUAUUUUUAUCAAUUAAUGAUUCUAUUAAAAAUGUGGAAGAAAUACAUCUAGAAAAUUUAGAUAAUCAUAAAGAAAAUGAAACUAAUAAUAUUAACAUAGAUGUAAAUAAGGCAAAAAUCAAUAUUGAUACACUAUUGGAUUGCAUUUUUGAAAUAAAAAAUGGUUACAACUAUUUCAAAAUAUUAUUGACUCAUGAAGAAAAAAAAUAUCUAAAUUUUUUAAUUAAUAUGAAUAAUCAAAAUAAUAAUUUUCAUUUUAAUUUAUUUUAUAAUUUGUUUAUACAAAAUAACCUUCUAAAUUUAAUUCAUGAAAAUAAAUUGAUAUACUAUAUUGAAUAUAUAAAAAAUAAUAUUUUAAAAAAAGAAAAAGCAGUAAAUUUUUUUAAAGAAAACAUAAAAAUACAUGGUUUAAAAAGUUUAAAUGAAAAUCUUAUAUAUGAAAACAUUGAAAGAAAUAAUAAAAGAAAAAAUGAGUUUUUAACAAAUGAUGAAUGUUCAAAAAAAAUGAAAAAUAAUGAAACCAAAAAUGUAAGGAAUGAAAAUGAUAUUAUUAACUAUGAUAAAAUUUUAAAUAAUUACUAUGAAGAUAAUGGUAAUGAUUGUACCUAUUUAAAGGAAAAAAUCAUGUAUGAUAUACAUGAAAUAAUUAAAAUAAGUAACUGUGUUUUAUCUAAAAUAUAUUGCUCUCAUAUAAAAUUAAGUUUUUUUUUUAAUAUAUUUUUUUAUAAAACUUAUGAUAUUUAUAAAAUUUUAUCAAGUUCCUUAUCAGUUUAUAGUAGAAAAUUUAAGAAUUUUAGAAAAGAAAAUCAAAAAAUUAUAAGAUUUAUGAAUCUAAAUAAUAUAACUCAUUUCUUAACAGUCAAAUUUUUGCUAAAAUUGUUAAAUGAAAUAAAAAGUGUAAAUUAUAAUAUAUUUUUUCUAAAGAAAGAAAAAAAAAAAAAAAAAAGAGAAACUUCUUUGGAUUUUUAUUCUUGUUAUAAAUUUUUAGAAUAUGCAUUAAAAAAGGAUAUUAAUAUGGUUAAUAUAUUUUUAAAUUAUUUGAAUAAAAUAAUUUUACAUCUUUAUGAAAAAAAAAGAGAAAAUAUAGUUUUAAGCGUUAUAAUAACAUUCACUAUUUAUAAUUUUUUAACAUUUAUUGAUAAAAAAAGUAAUAUCAUUGAAGACUUAGAAUUACUGAAUUUAAGUGAUAUAAGUAAUUAUAUUCAUAAGCACUGUUUAAUAGGAUUAUUAUUAAAAGAAAAUAAUUUUUAUAUUGAUAAUGAAAUAGAAUAUAUUAAUAUUGAUGAUGUAUAUAAUUAUGAAUUAAAAAAUCAUUUGAAAUAUAUACCUAGAAAUAUUAACAAAGAAAUUUUUGAAUUAGUUAAUUUUAAAAAAUUUGUAUUUCAAAAAGGAAACUAUAAAAAAAUAGAAAUUAUAAAAAUACUUAAAAAAAAUAUGGUGAACAACCUAUACACAUCAGAAAUAUUGAAUUAUAUAUAUUACAGUAGUUUAUAUUUAUUGAUUCAUUUAAUUUUUAAUAUACGAUUUUAUUAUAAUAUUCUUCAUAAAACGUAUAAAAAAAAUGCGUAUUAUUUUAAUAAUGAAAGUUGCUAUAUUUUAAAGAAUAGAUAUAUUUUUAAAACAACUAGGAAUAUAAAUAAUUAUAAUAAUCUUAUAACAGAAAAAAAAAAGAGUUGUUUUAACGGAGAAAAUAAUGAUGAUAAGUUCUUAAUUUUUUUGAAAUUUAAAAAGGAAAACUAUGAAAACUAUUUAAAAAAAAAAAUAUAUAUAAUAAAAUUUUAUAGUAAAAUAAAAAGAAGUAUAAUUAAAAAUUUUAAAUGUUCUUUAUUAGCUAAUAAUGUAAAUAAAUAUAUUAAAAAUUUGAAUCAUGAUAAAAUAUUUUUAGAUAUAAUAUUUAAAUUUGAUAAUUCAUCCUUUUUUAUGUACAAUUUUAAUUUAGAAUUAUAUGAAAGCAAAAAUUAUCAAAAUGAAUUUAAGGAAAAAUUUUAUGAAAUAGAGGAAAGAGAAUGUAAUAGUUUACAUCCAAAAGAUAACAUAAAAAAAAAAUUUGAAAAUGAGGAAGACAAUCAGGAACAAACGUGUAAAAAAAUAGAAAAUGAUAAAUAUGAUUUAUUUAAUGAUAAUAACUAUAAUUUAAAUUUUUUGAAAAAAAUAAAGAACAUAUAUUACUUUGUUGAAGAAAUAAAUAAAAUAAUAUUCUACAUGAUUCACAAUGAAAAAACUGUUUAUAGUACUAUUGAAUGCUUAAUUGAAAAUUCAAAAUCUAUUAAUGAAAAUAAUUUUUGUAUGGAAUUUCAUUUUUAUGAAAUUGAUAACGAUGCAAAUAAUACAGAAAAAGAAAAUAUAGAUUAUAAAAAAACAUUCAAUGGAAAAGAUAAUAGUAAUUAUUUGAGUGAAAUAAUUAUAAAUGAUAACAAAAAUGAUAAUGUAAGUCAUGUAAAUAACUUAAAUAAGUAUAAAUUUUUAAGUAAUCAAAAUACAAGAGAAAAGUAUAAAGGUAUUUUAUGUGUUUUUAAGUAUAGCAAUAAAAAAGAUAGUUCUAUUAUUUAUAUUAAUGAAUUAUUAGAUUAUAUUAUCUGUACAAUUAUAAAAACAAAUUACAAAAAAGAGAAAAUUCUGUAUUGGUCAGAAUUUUUUUAUAAUGCUAAAAACUUUGGAUUAAUUAAUUUCCACAUUUUCUUUUAUUUAUGUUCUUUAAUUAAAAGUUUGAGUAAAUGUGAUGAUAAUUAUAAUAUAAUCAAAAUAAAAGUAAAAAUUUGUGAAAAAUUGUAUUUUUUAUAUUUAUUUAAAAUAUGCUUUCUUUUAAAUAUUAGUAUAUAUGAAACAUUUGACUUUUUAAUUUCAUCCAUAAGUAUUUUACUUAAUCACGAAUUUUUUAAAUUUUAUUUGAAUAAAAAAAUUUACAGUAUAGAAAAAGAAAAACAAAAUAUGAUUAGAACAUUUUUAAAUUUUAUUGAGAAAGAAUUAGAAUAUUCUAUUCAUAAUUAUGAUCAAUCAUUAUUUAUGGAUAGCAUUAAAUAUAUAAGUGAUUCUAUUUUUUUAAAAAAAAGUAUAAAAUUGUUAGUUUUUAAGAGUUAUUGUUUUAUUAACAUUAUUUUACAUACCUUGCCUUUAAAGAAUAUUAUAAUUGAUAUGAACAAUAUAAAAUAUUUAGAAUUUUCAAAAAAAAAAAAAAAUGUGGAUGAGUUUUUAGAAAAAUAUAAACUAAAUCAUUCAAAUAUAAAAGAUGACAAAGCAAAAAGCGUAGAAUUAAUAAAUAUUGACGAAUUAAAUGAAAAUAUAUAUGGCUAUAAUAAAUGUAAAUUUGAAGAAACAAGCCUUAAUGAUAAAUUAAAUAUAUCAAACCAAGCUAAUGGAAAUGAAAUAAAUAGCGAAAAAAGUGAAAGAAAAAUAGAGAAGCAAAUUUCCCAUAAUAUAACAAAUGAAAUUGAAAUAAUCGAUACAUAUGUAAAAGAAGUAAGUGAUAAUGAUGAAUAUUUUAAUACAUCAAAUCACUCGGAAAAAUUUAGUGCAUCAUCUACUGAAACGGAAAAAAUUUAUGAUCAUUUGGAAAACUUUAAAAGUCAGGAAAAAAACAAAAUAAAUUUAAUUAAUGAACAUGUAAGGAAAAAAAAAAAAAAAUUGUGGAUUUUUAAAAUUUUAAAAUUUUUUUAUUAUAGAUCAUUUUUAUGUUUUACAAAAAAUAAAUCAGAUGAAGAACAUUUUUACGAAAGAAGAAAAAAUUUUAUUUAUUUUUUUUUCCCAAAAAUUUUCAUAAAAGGAAAAGAAAAUUCCAUUGGAAUUAAUAAUCAACUUCAUAAAUUAAUUAAAAAAUUGAUAAAAGAUUGUAAUUUCUUAAAUAUAUGUAAGCAGGCUUUUUUGUUAAAAUGGUUAUGUCUUAGAAUAUUUAUUUUACAGAAAUAUAAAUAUAAAACUUUUAAUUCCUCUGAAAUUUUUCUGUUUAUAUAUAAAAAACUAAAUUCAAUUGAAAAUGAAGAAUAUUUUAAUUUCAAUAUUAUGUCAGAUACUUCCUUAAUUUUUUCUGAUAACAUAGAUACUAAAUACACAUUUAAUAUUUUUAUUUCUUACAUUCCUAAACAAAUUCUUGAUCUUAUUAAAAAAUAUUAUAAAUCAUAUAGAGAAGAAAAUAAAAAAAAUUAUCAACUAAAUGUUUUGGAUGAUGAAAAAAAGGGAGAAGUGUUAUUUAAUCAGAUAAAUGUUUAUUUGGUUUAUUUUAUAAUAUCUUUUUAUCCUUAUUUUAUGCAUUCACUUUUUCCUUACGAUGUAUUUUUUAAAUUAUUUAAAAUAUAUUUCAACUUAUAUUUAAUUAAUAAAAAAACCAAUACACAUUCAAUAAAUUCACCUAUAUAUUUAAUACUUUUAAUACUUGUAAGACAUAUGCAUUUAAGUAAGUAUUUAAUUUUUUCUUAUUUUUCUACCUUAAAAAAUUAUUUAAAGACAAGCGAUUUAUCAAAUAUAUUUCUAUUGGACACAUUAACUUAUGAUAAUGUAGUGUUAUAUUUAAGGGAAAGCGUAGAAUAUUUUUUGCAAAAUAAUAAAAAAGAAGAAUUUAUAUUUGACGACUUAAAAAUUACUUAUAGUACAAAUUCUAUUUUGUUGUUCUACCAUAUGUUAAUUAGUAACUUUUAUUAA
This is a messenger RNA of Plasmodium gallinaceum, 8073 nucleotides long. RefSeq names its product conserved Plasmodium protein, unknown function. The record is from RefSeq and is a predicted model, not a curated record. Bases 1 to 8073 code for a protein of 2690 amino acids. The transcript has 2 exons. Lineage: Eukaryota; Apicomplexa; Aconoidasida; Haemosporida; Plasmodiidae.